UAUGCAUUUUAUAAAUGGAUUAGAGAUUGAUUACGAUUUUCCUCAUUUAGACCCAAUAAAAAUAGGAUUUAAUGAUGAAAAGACGUUAUUGUGUUGUAUCACCUUAAGAUCUAUUCAUAUUUAUUUUUCUGAUCCAUUUGUAGAAUUGGUUAAUUUUUAUUUAGAUAAAGAUUCAUUAAGAUUAUAUGGGCAUUUUAAAUCAUUUUUAUGGCAAAAAGGAUCAAAGCAUAUAAUAACAUUGUCAAAUCAUGGAUAUAUUCUAUUUUUUAGUGUUCAGGCAAAUUAUGAAAAUAUACAAAACUUUUUUGCUCUUAAAUCCAGAAGUGAUAAUGCAAUUAGACAUGGUUUUAUUAUGUCAAAUCUACCUCAAAUAUCUUUGUUUUCCCUUCCAAAUUUUACUUUUAUAGAUCAACAAAUAACAUCCUUAAAUGAUUAUUUUGAUCAGAUAAUUGUGGCUACAAUUGAUGGAUAUCUACAAUUUUAUGAAUGGCCAUCAUUUAAUUCCUCAUCAGUUACAGUUUCCUUUAAAUUUAAUAUCAAUGAACUUAUCCAUAAUCGUGAAAAAAGUAAAACUGAUCUCUACGUCAUUGAUAUUGAUCAUUCGUGGAUAAUGUUAGGAUUCGCCAUUGUAUUGUCUGACGGAAGGUCCGGGUAUAUUCCGCAUUCUCAGGAUCGAUUUUCUACGGAAGAUAUAAAAUGGUAUUUUGCGCAAAAUAUUAAAAACGCGGUCAGCUGUUGUUUAAAUCCUCGCCUAAUGCUCAUUGCCUUUGGAACUAAAUCGCAGGCCAUCCAUCUUUUUACUUACGAAUCUUUGGACGCUGACAAAAACAGCAUAGGGUCACACGCAUUGAAACCUUUUAAAUCUUUUGAUUAUUCAAUCACAGAUAUAUUAUAUCAUAAUAUGGCGGCAUUCGAAUAUAUAGAGGAUCGCCAGUUCAAAUCGCCUAAGCAAUCCACACAAUACCAAUUUAGUACGGACCUAAAAUUGACAUUCACGGAGGAUGGCCUGGUCCUGUUCGUGCAACACGCCAACAAUUAUAUAAAGGCCUUUUCGGUUUUCGGUUAUUACUUAUUCGGAAUCCCAAAUAUGACUGACGAAGGGACGGAUAGUACAGGCUUUCUAUCAUCCAAUCCAUCCUUGAUCUGCCACACUUUAGGACUUCAAGAUUACAGUUUAUGGGUUUUGAUGUCCUCGCCUUUCCCUUCAAAUACGAAAAACUUUUCUGAUUCAUUCGAUAACGCCCUCAAAACGCCUAAGAAUACCGCAGAAAUAAUCACGCCAAGAGCAAAAUCGGUCAUCAAAAAGUUUGAAUUACUCAAAUCCAUAUGCAUUCACAAUCCAUCCUCUUCCCAUAGUCGCAAACACGUCAUAGUUUUACAAAGCGAGAGUUGCCUUUACAUCGGGUCCCCUCUUUUCUACAAUGUGAACAAAUUCAAAGAGCGUAUCUUUAAAGUCAAGGACAAAAUUUAUAACGGAGUCAAUGAAUGCCACGGCGAAUAUUUUUCCAAUAUCAGGGAUUUGGUACAGAUUCAGGUACCUAUCAGUUAUCUCAAUCAUAAUAAACCCAUAAAGAUGACUGCCAUAGAUAAAAGUGGACAAGGAAUAGCUAUCGCGGGUAAGAACGGAUUUUUGCAUUACAACACAUUGACCAGAAAAUGGAAGAUGUUCGGGAAUGAGUCGCAAGAACGACAAUUUUCUAUUUACGGCGGACUAGUAUGGUGGAAAGAAUUUAUUUUUUUGGCUUGUCUAAACACCGAAACCAAAAACUAUGAGUUAAGAGCCUAUCCUCAAUCAACCAAACUAGAUAAUGCCAACCUGGCAGCCAAGUACGAAAUUCCAUCGGCUCCCAAUCCAUUAUCCAUAUACCACAUGGACGUUUACAAUGAUUUUGUAGGGGCAGCUUUCUCGAAUUGCACUAUAGCUAUGUAUUAUAUUGAACCUAAUGAUGAUAUUAAUUCCUCCAAAUCUCAGCAGCCCCAUAUCAAAACUCUUUCCCUAAUCAAUAUAAAUGUCAUCGAUAUAUCGGCCAUAAGUCCUCACCCGUUUUGCAUUUUAUCCUUUGCUCUUACAUUCUUUAGCAUUGACUCAGUUUUAUCAAAAACCAAGCCGCAUAACAAACGCAUCAGCGAGAUUCCAAAACCUAAUAGCAAUAUGGUCAACGCCGAAAAUAUUAAUAAACAAACGAUUUUACCACCAAAUAUAAUAAUGAACGUUUGCGGGGAUUUGAUAUGCUUGCAAAGACACAAAAAGCGUUCGGCGUCGUUUAGCCUUACAUCUGGGGAUAUUGUACCUACAUCAACUAGAAAACUUGACAAGAAGCACAGUCUAAAAGGUUCCGAUAACCAACAAAGUUCAAUUCUAUCUCUUGCCUUCGUCAAUCCGGACAAAGAUAACACCCAAACCGUCAUAAACGAGAACCCUUACGAUUAUUCCGUGUCCCUGAUCGCCAACGGGGUCGAAAUAUUUUGGGUUCACGAUUUGAAGGAGGGCAAAAGUAGUCCUGGAAGCGUGAACGAUCACGAUUUCCUAAAUUCGAACAACUGUGACCUUAAAACGAAAGACCAUGACAAGGAUAAAAUGAAUGUCCAGCCUUACCUUUUAGAUACUAUUUGGCUUUUCAGAGGCUCUGACGGUCUUAAAGUUUGGCUGCCUUUAUCUCAUCCAUCCGGAUAUUCAAUACCGAAAUGCGAUCUUUUUUCCAAAAGGGUUAUGCUUUCUUUUCCAACGACCAUCUAUCCUUUAGUUAUUCACAUGUCAUCAGCCCUAAUCGAGGGCAUCAAUCAAAGUUGUACAAAGGAGAGAGUUCUCGAUUACUUGUAUCAGCCAAAAAUUAACGACGAGAAGCGACUACUGAACGACCAUAUGAUUUUUAAUGAUAAAUAUAGCGUGCAUCGUUAUUGGCAACACGUCUUACCGGAUAUAUUGAAAGAUUUGAUUGAGAAAAAUUUAAGCUUGCAAGCUCUCGACGUUGCCCAUUGUUAUUCGGCCAGAUCGCCUUAUCAUUCAUCGAAUAAUUCCGAAGUCUUAAACGAAUUUGCUUUAUCAAACGCUUUAGAGACUUUAUUACACCGGGUAUUAGAAUGUGAUCCUAGCAAGCCACCUCUCUUUAAUAAAUUUCAAGAAUUCGGGGGUACUGAUUACAGACAUUCUCGAGAUGUGAAACAUCCUAAAAAAUCUACGAAUCAAGAUAAUGCAACCAAUUCUCCCCCAUUCAUCACUUCUCAAAAACAUGUGGAAAAGAAUAUUUCGACGAUUAAACAGCAAGAUAACUAUAAACGACUCAGCACGGGUAAUUUAAACCUGAAUAAUGUAUCCUCUUUAUCACCUAGACCUUCCGAUCCUGAACCACUGCUGCCUAGAGUACUAGCAUUCCUGCGAGAAUUUCCUUUCGAUAAUUACGUUCCCGUUUUAGUUCGGUGCGCUAGAAAAUCUGAAAUUGCGCUUUGGCCCAAAUUAUUUUCGGUCGAUGAUACGGCAAAUGAGGAUUAUAAUUUUAAUGAAACAAAUAAUGAUCACGGUAAAACUGAUUCAAAUACUGAUUAUAUUAAAGGAGGCUCUAAUGAUUUAUACGAUAAUCGACCUGCUAAAUUGUUCAAGGAAUGUGUGAAGAGAGGCGAUUUAGAAACCGCUACAUCAUUACUCAUAAUCUUGCAGAAUUUGGAAUCCUUCAGUAAAAGUUUUAGAGACGCGGAAAUUCUAUUGCUUUCAACUCUGGAUAAAGAAAGAUGGGAUUUAGCCAAAGAAAUUGCUCGUUAUUUGAACUCUAUCAUGAAAGAUACAGAAAAUGAUCAAUCUACUAAAUCGGCACCUACAGAAGAGACUAUUUUGUCAAAAGAAGACAUAAAAUCAAAUUAUCCUUUGUUUAUUGAUAAUUUACUCUCCGAUAAGUGCCCUUAUUGUAAUUCCAAAGACGCGGAAGAAAAGUUUAAGUUUACGACUUCUAUCGAUAAAACGACCGAAUAUCCUUACAGAAUCAACGAUAUUUUGGACAAAUAUGCCGUUAAUUUAAUUAUUGACGGAGAGUUAAAGAGAAUGGCUACUUUUGCGGCUAAUAUGAAUUUCCCUUUAGUUCCGUUUUUGUCUCUACAAAGAUUCAAGGCAUGCGCCAUUAAAAACUAUAUAAAUGCUUUCAAGAAGUUACACGCCAUAUUCGAUUGGCCAUACGGUCAUUACGUGAAUAUUAAAUACAACCUUAAAAAUAACGGACCACCAAGAACAAAAUCAUGGGAUUUGAGUCCUCGAACUUCCCAAAUUACAUCUCCCACAAAUAGCUAUGAACCACGAUCCGAUAUUGAAAAAACUAGAAUUAUCAAGAACAAUUUCAGGCCUAGUGAGAUUGAUAAAAUAACCUUGACUCCAAAUUCAUUUAUGCCUUCUACACCUGACGUAAAUUUAGCUAAACUUAUGGAACCAAUCGAUAUUCAAGGCCCAGAUUCAAGAAAAUCCCAAAUAAAUAUAGAUAUUUUAUCACCAGCUGGUGAUUCACCCAAAUACAAUCAAGCAGAUACCAUAAGUAUGACAGAUACUAUAAAUUAUUCUCAGCAAUAUACAAUGGAAAGGCCAAGCACUCUUAAUUUAAUAACUGUAGCUAACCCAAACCAGAAAGACUGUGAAAGUAAUAUCAAGAAUGGUAUUAAAAAUAAGGUUAAUGAUUCUCUUGCUGAUUGUAGCAAACAAGAACUUCAACUGAGGUACUUAUUAAAAAUAUUUAUGGAAUCAGGGUGUUUAGACUGGGCUCUAUUGAUAUGCCUGAUACUUGGGGAUGUUAAUUCAACUUCCCAUACUUUGAAUGUUUGGCUCAAAAAAAUUCAUGAUCAACAUGUUAAUAUAAUUCAAGUUAAAUGUCCUAAUCAAGAUUUUUUAAAUGAAAUUAUUCAUGGAUUACAUGAAUUGAUGAAAUGGGCUGAAAAUGAGUGCCCAUAUUAUGAAUAUUUAAUUUGUCAAAUGUUAAAUCCUCUACUUGAAUUUGAUGACAAAGUCAAAAAUAGUGGAUAUUCAUCCAAUAAAAAAUCAAGCAAUGAUCAAUUAUUUUUAGAUAUUAAUUCAAAGAUACUUAUAAAAAAUGAAUCAAAUCAUAUGAAUAUAGAUGAUAAAAAUUUUGUAAAAAUUGUUACAACAAAUAAUAAUUCUCAAAAUUCAUGCUUAAUUAAUUAA
Molecule: messenger RNA, 5155 nt
Organism: Gordionus sp. m RMFG-2023
Lineage: Eukaryota; Metazoa; Nematomorpha; Gordioida; Chordodea; Parachordodidae
Product: guanine nucleotide exchange factor subunit RIC1-like
Exons: 30
Coding region: 2-5155 (1717 amino acids)
Biological process (GO): retrograde transport, endosome to Golgi; intracellular protein transport
Cellular component (GO): cytosol; Ric1-Rgp1 guanyl-nucleotide exchange factor complex; Golgi membrane
Source: RefSeq, a predicted model, not a curated record